Messenger RNA from Onychostruthus taczanowskii (white-rumped snowfinch), 261 nucleotides. RefSeq names its product alpha-actinin-4-like. The transcript is spliced from 2 exons. The record is from RefSeq and is a predicted model, not a curated record. Gene Ontology annotation, biological process: actin cytoskeleton organization; muscle cell development. Gene Ontology annotation, molecular function: actin filament binding. Gene Ontology annotation, cellular component: cell junction; Z disc; cortical actin cytoskeleton. Lineage: Eukaryota; Metazoa; Chordata; Aves; Passeriformes; Passeridae. The annotation marks the transcript as partial.
AUGGAAUAUUGUGGGUGCCUGGCCUCGGAUCUGCUGGCGUGGAUCCAGCGCACCAUCCCCUGGCUGGAGGCCCGGGACCCCCAGAAGACCAUCCCGGCCAUGCAGCAGAAGCUGGAGGAUUUCCGCGAGUACCGGCGCGUGCACAAACCCCCCAAGGUGCAGGAGAAGUGCCAGCUCGAGAUCAACUUCAACACCCUGCAGACCAAGCUGCGCCUCAGCGGCCGGCCCGCCUUCAUGCCCUCCGAGGGCAGGAUGGUCUCG